Messenger RNA from Haemorhous mexicanus (house finch), 1910 nucleotides. RefSeq names its product sorting nexin 6 (gene SNX6). Bases 57 to 1277 code for a protein of 406 amino acids. Lineage: Eukaryota; Metazoa; Chordata; Aves; Passeriformes; Fringillidae. The record is from RefSeq and is a predicted model, not a curated record. The transcript is spliced from 14 exons. Gene Ontology annotation, biological process: intracellular protein transport. Gene Ontology annotation, molecular function: phosphatidylinositol binding. Gene Ontology annotation, cellular component: endosome.
GCGCCGCAGCCCCGCCCGGCCGCGGCUCCGGCGGGCGCAGAGCGCCGCGAGCAGCCAUGAUGGAAGGCUCGGACGACGGCCCAGAUUUCCUCUCGGAGGAGGACCGAGGUCUUAGAGCAAUAAAUGUAGAUCUCCAGACUGAUGCUGCUCUGCAAGUGGAUAUCUCAGAUGCACUGAGUGAGAGGGAUAAAGUGAAAUUCACAGUCCAUACAAAGAGUUCCUUACCAAAUUUCAAACAAAACGAAUUUUCUGUUGUCCGGCAACACGAAGAGUUUAUUUGGCUUCAUGACUCUUUUGUUGAGAACGAGGACUAUGCUGGCUAUAUUAUUCCACCAGCACCACCCAGGCCUGACUUUGAUGCCUCCAGGGAGAAACUGCAGAAACUUGGAGAAGGGGAAGGAUCAAUGACUAAAGAAGAAUUCACCAAGAUGAAACAAGAACUGGAAGCUGAAUAUUUGGCAAUAUUCAAGAAGACAGUUGCAAUGCAUGAAGUGUUUUUGUGUCGCGUGGCAGCACAUCCUAUUUUGAGAAAGGACUUAAAUUUCCAUGUAUUCUUGGAAUAUAAUCAAGAUUUGAGUGUUCGUGGGAAAAAUAAGAAAGAGAAACUUGAAGACUUCUUCAAAAAUAUGGUUAAAUCAGCAGAUGGUGUCAUUGUUUCAGGAGUAAAGGAUGUGGAUGACUUUUUUGAACAUGAGAGAACAUUCCUUGUAGAAUAUCACAACCGAGUCAAAGAUGCCUCUGCCAAAUCUGAUAAAAUGACAAGAUCACAUAAAAAUGUGGCGGAUGACUAUAAUAGAAUUGGUUCUUCGUUAUAUGCAUUAGGAACGCAGGACUCCACAGAUAUAUGCAAGUUUUUUCUGAAGGUGUCAGAGUUAUUUGACAAAACAAGGAAAAUAGAGGCUCGAGUAUCUGCUGAUGAAGAUCUUAAGCUUUCUGAUCUUCUGAAAUAUUACCUUAGGGAAUCUCAAGCUGCUAAGGAUCUCCUAUAUAGAAGAUCUAGGUCACUAGUGGAUUAUGAAAAUGCUAAUAAGGCAUUGGAUAAAGCAAGAGCAAAAAAUAAAGAUGUGCUGCAAGCUGAAACUACUCAGCAAAUAUGCUGUCAGAAAUUUGAGAAAAUUUCUGAAUCAGCAAAACAAGAACUGAUAGACUUUAAGACAAGAAGAGUUGCAGCAUUCAGAAAAAAUCUGGUGGAACUAGCGGAACUGGAAUUAAAGCAUGCUAAGGGUAACUUACAGCUUCUGCAGAGCUGCCUGGCAGUGUUAAAUGGUGACACAUAAGCUACGUUCCGUCCUCCCACUAACAAGGGCUGCCCUCCUCUGGAUUUUGUUUUCAUGACUUUAAAUAGGCAUUUACAAUUCCCUGGAGAAAACAUUUGACAAAGUGCACAUAAGCAAGCUUCUUCUUUCAAAAGAAUUUAACAUGUGAAGGUAGCUCCAGACUAUAUGAACAGCAUACUUGUUAUACAUACAUAUUCAUGUUUAUUUAAUCAUGAUACGCUUUCAUUGUUCAGAAACCAAAUGCUCGGGUUUUGUGAAAAUAGCCAAUAUAAUAAUGUUCAUGUUAUGAAUACUAUGAUACAGCUGCAAUCUUAUUUACCUUUGUAAGUAAUUUCUGAAGAUCACCAUUUGAAGCACAUUGUUCAAAUGGCCUAAAUAUUACCAUUAGAUAUUUGAAUAUUGUUACUAUAAUGGCAUUGUAUACACUGUCUUUGUUUUUUUUUCCAUGUACUUAUAUCAAAAAACUUAUCUUUUUUUCAAUUGUGAACAUUUCUUAGAAAUUUUGGAGAACUUUGUGUAACCUUUAUAAUCAUGAUUUAAAAAGAAAAGCAGAUGCAUUAGUAUGUUUGCCUUAACUUGUAGACUAAUCCAAUUAUUGUAAAAUAAACCAUGAAAUCAGUGAUUUUUCUAAAA